GAGUAGUUUGUAAAGGAAGUUGUCACGCUAACCCGGAUGUACACAAAACCACGUGACGGUCCUUUCUUUCCACGUGUAGAAGAGCGAAACGGUUUGUUCAUCCAAAAUUAACAGCGUUUACAAACAUGUUUGAUGAAGAGGAAUGGACUGAUUCUCCAUUACCAGAUGGAUCAUCUCACUCUGUUAAGAUGCCUCCUGCCUCUGGCAAGGACAAGGUUGUGCGUAAACAAAGUCUUUUGAGAACCCUGCAAACAUUGGGUUCAGUUCCAGACUGGGGAGCUGGGGAUGUUUCUGAGGAUAGUGAAGAGGAGAAGGACGCCUCCACUAACGUUACAGUCAAGACAGCAAAAAGGAAAAGGUGUAAAAAGCGUAAAAGAACAUCUAAUGCUGAAAAUGAAGCAAAGCAGCAGGAUAAAGGGGAUUCAUCUGAACCACCUGUGAAUAAGAAGAAGAAGCCAGUGAAGAAGACCGUUAAAGAAACAAAAUCUAAGGUGUCACAAGAGUCCAGAAAUGAUAAGACCGACAAAGGAGUCGGGCCUCAGUUGGAGAAAACUGAAAGUCAAGCAGAAAACAAGCUGAGCAGAAAGCAGUGGAAGAACAAGAUGAAAAACAAACGAAGGUCCAAGAACAAAUAUCUUCCAAAGACGACAGGUGUUGAUCAUGCCAUUGCAAAUGAGGAACCAUUGCUUCCAGCUAAGGAUGUCAAAGAAUCCAAGAAAGUGAAGAAACAUGACAAGGCAUCCAAAAAAACGAAGAAAGCUCAUAAAACGAAUGGUAUUUCUUCCAUCACGGACAAUGCUCAAAACAGCCAAGACUCUAAAACAGAUGAAUUGCCCAACACAGAAACUAGAAUAGUAGAUGACUCCCGAAGUAACGAUACAGUCUCACAUAAAGUGGAAGAGAAAGGGAAAACUUCAAAAAUGAGUAAAUGGCAUGCAGAGAAAUUGCGUCGCAUUUUAAAGUCGCAGUUUCCUGAUGCCAGUAAUAAAGCCUCAGAGGAACUGGAAGAACCCAAAGAGACAACAGUAAGUUUGAAGGGCGAUGAAGAGCAUGCGGCUCCUGACCCCUCGACUGCUUUAAGGACGAAGAUGGAGAAGCAGUUAGAAGCCGCUAGAUUCCGCUACAUCAAUGAGCUGCUUUACACGUCGACCAGCGGUGAGGCCAAACGCAUGUUUGAGCAGGACCCAGAGGCCAUAGCAAUUUACCACAAGGGCUACACGACACAAGUUCAGUACUGGCCUAAAAACCCUGUGGAUUCAAUCAUUUCCUAUAUUAGUAAAAGACCAGCUUCUUUAGUUGUUGCUGACUUCGGCUGUGGAGACUGUAAAAUUGCUCGGAGUGUAAAGAAUAAAGUACAUUCUUUUGAUCUGGCUCCGGUUUGUGAUCUUGCCACUAAAUGUGACAUGGCAAAAGUGCCGCUUCGUGAUUCUACUGUAGAUAUUGCUGUUUUCUGUCUUUCUCUGAUGGGGACAAAUCUGGGAGACUUUUUGGCAGAAGCAAACAGAGUCCUGGUGAUGGGGGGUGUUCUUAAAAUUGCUGAAGUGGCCAGCAGAUUUGAAAACGAGCGUUCGUUCGUUAGUGCAUUGUCAAGUCUGGGCUUCAAGUUAGUCCAUAAGGACACAGAAAACAGUCACUUCUACUCGUUUGAAUUCAUAAAGACAGGAAAAGCACCUGGGAACGCGAAGAAAGUCAGCCUUCAACUUAAACCUUGUCUGUACAAGAAACGAUAAAUGUACAUAAAGUACAUUUCUUUGCUUCUUUAUGUAUGGACUGUGUAUGAAAGGUUUAUGAGCAAUAAUUCAGUUUAACUCAAGGUCAGAUCUCUUCUUAGCGUUGUAUGUUUUGUAAAUCAGUGUAACAAGAAAGUGCAUUUUAUAAUAUGAUAUUCAAGAAUUUUGUCCUUUGUGAAAACUAUUUGUCAUAUAUCGUCUUUUACCUGAUAAACAAACAAGACUCGAUAAGUAUAUAAA
Messenger RNA from Carassius gibelio (silver crucian carp), 1970 nucleotides. It is a transcript of the gene rrp8, whose product is annotated as ribosomal RNA processing 8. The transcript has 8 exons. NCBI's taxonomy places the organism in Eukaryota, Metazoa, Chordata, Actinopteri, Cypriniformes, Cyprinidae. Gene Ontology annotation, biological process: cellular response to glucose starvation; rDNA heterochromatin formation; regulation of transcription by glucose. The coding region runs from base 126 to 1730 and encodes 534 amino acids. Gene Ontology annotation, molecular function: methyltransferase activity. The record is from RefSeq and is a predicted model, not a curated record. Gene Ontology annotation, cellular component: chromatin silencing complex; nucleolus; rDNA heterochromatin.